UACUCAACGGUCACAACAAUUGGCAGCAGCAGUGAAGCUUUAUAUUUUUAAAAUAUACCUGCGUUUAGUGUGGCAUCUAUAAAGGGUUUUAAGGUCUUUAAAAUAUAUAUAAAAUUUUUCCGUUAGUGCAAUAAUGCUGGAACAAUUCUGUUGCUUUCGUCUGGAACCAACGGCGAAAUUCUUCGGCUCAUUGGGCAGUUUUGUUUCUAUCAUACUGAUUAUCAUUUGCGCUGAACUAUUAAGAAAUCCACGCGCACUUAUUGGCACAUUGACGAGUAGAGGCUAUCACUUUGAAGAUCCAGAGGGCGCUGGCACAGUACUGAUCAUUAUCCUUGUGGUCAAUGUAGUCAUAUUUUUCAUCAAUGCAUUCGCAAAUGCUGGUCUAGUUUUUGGUACAAUCAAGAAACAUCACAAAUUGAUCCUGCCAUGGCUGAUCAUCACUGCUUUAUGGAUCGCGUUAAGCUUGGUUGCCAUACUGCUUACUGGCUUUUAUAGCAGCAUUUUCGGCGUUGCGCUUAGCAUUUAUCUCUGGUUAACAAUGUGGGCACUUUACCGCAAAAUAAAGCAGGAAAAUGAGCAACGUGCACUCAAACGCGCCGCUCGAUAUGGAUCAAGAACAAGGCAAAUGGCGUAACUAUGCUGAAAAGAAAUUAUAAUUACUUAUAUACAUGCAUAUAUACAAGUGCAUUUAUAUAAUACAAUUAAUUAUUCAACUGCUGCUUUAUUAUUAAUUUUCCAUUUUCUUAACUAUCAAAUAAAUAUACAAAAAAUAUAAAUAAAUAUAUAUAUAUAUAUAAACUGACAAACAUAUUUAUUUAGCCAGCAAACUAUUUAAUUAUUUCAUUAAAAAAUCCCUAAUGAUUAGAUUUUUAUAUAUGUACAUAUAAUGCAUAAUAGAAGAACGCUAGUGUAGCGCAAGUUCCACAACUGAGUGAUGGAAAGCCACACGCUUGUUUAAAUACAUAAGUUUAUAUGUAAAUACAUUAAAAUAUGUAUGUAUUUCAAAA
This is a messenger RNA of Zeugodacus cucurbitae (melon fly), 1007 nucleotides long. RefSeq lists its product as uncharacterized. NCBI's taxonomy places the organism in Eukaryota, Metazoa, Arthropoda, Insecta, Diptera, Tephritidae. Bases 134 to 634 code for a protein of 166 amino acids. The record is from RefSeq and is a predicted model, not a curated record. The transcript has 4 exons.